Messenger RNA from Nilaparvata lugens (brown planthopper), 7111 nucleotides. RefSeq names its product four and a half LIM domains protein 2 (gene Lmpt). Gene Ontology annotation, molecular function: zinc ion binding; transcription coregulator activity. The record is from RefSeq and is a predicted model, not a curated record. The transcript is spliced from 11 exons. Bases 1511 to 3415 code for a protein of 634 amino acids. Gene Ontology annotation, cellular component: Z disc; nucleus. Lineage: Eukaryota; Metazoa; Arthropoda; Insecta; Hemiptera; Delphacidae.
UAAAACGGCUCUUCAACCGAGAGGAUGAGCUUUCGAAAACUGCUACUGUCUCUCUCUCGUUAAAAGCGCUCUGUCGGGUCUUCCACGAACUAAAGUUACGGCUACAAAGUGUCAAACAUGUGAUUGUUGAAGCCGGCAAAAGUCGCAAAAUUUAUACCCAAAGUAUGAAAUUGUGUAUGUACUAUUGUGGAAUUUGAAAUGUACUAGCAAUAGUUUUAAUCGUGGAAACGUUUAGAAAUAUUUUUUAAAUUAUCAGUUUCAACCUGGAAUAAGUGUGGGGAAAUUCACGAAACGUAGAUGAUACGAGUAAUAUUAGGGAUUACAUUUAUUAAAGAAUUCAAGUGUUUUAGGAGUAUGCAGUUGUAAAAGGGUGGAACUACAAAAAUAUAGUUCUAAUAAAAUUAUGAAUUUGGUGUAGUUUGGGAGAUAGGUAUUAUCAUCAACUUGUCUGCGGUGUUUCUUGAUUCCAAAUCAGAGUUAUCAUCAAGAAAUUUAUCAAAGUUGUGCGUCGAUUUGUGAUUCUAAAUCAACAGGUUGAUCCACUUCUGAAGCCAGAACGGUAGUUGGUUCAUUCAUUCGGGAGUGGUAUCAUCCAAAGUAGUGUUUUUGAUUAUUGUGUUAUGUGUCAAUCUCCACUGGAAAAAAUAGAGUUAUUAGGAAGUGAUAUGUGAUACAUCCAGUUACUUCGAGAGCUUUUAGUGAACUAUACCGUCGACUAACAGAGUUAAUGUGUUGUAUUUCAUAAUGUUAUUGUGAAAAUCUCGCCGAUUUUGAACCUACCACUACAUCAAGUCAGCCAGGAUUUCAAAUCGUCACAUCAGAUCAACAUAGUACAUCGAGGAAAAAGCUAUCAUAUUUCCCUGUAACAAUGAGAAAUAAAAGUCAGUGCAUUAAGACAAUGACAGUGAAACAAUCGAGUUCCAAGAAAAACGCAUAAACAGUAGGAGAGAACAUUUAAUUAGAAAAUCAAUGAUCACCUGUGGAAGAUGUGUUAUUGUUUUUUUAUGGCGUAGAACAGUUCAGUUGUGAUAGAGCUCGAGUCUUAUAGUUAUCAAUCCUGUUGGAGUAGUGUCUACGAUAUGAAACAAGCUUGCCAGUGACUUUCAACAUUGAUCUCAAUUCUUUAUAGCUCUGAUUUGUUCAAAUACUACUCCUCACUAUAAUAAAGUCUCACUAUGAACUGUUUCAAACAAUAUUUCAAAUGUUUUUUAUAAUAGCUUGAAACUUUAGGUAGGCUAUAUUAAUCACAGUGAAUAACAGCUUGUGAGACUGUUGGAACGAAACGAUUAUUUUGAAAAGAAGUGGGCCUAAAAGACUACUUGUGGCAUUCCCUGUGAAAAUUUAGUAACUCUGUAACAUUUUGGAAAACAUCUGACUAAUUGAUUGAAUUUUCGAAGUGAACAGACUUUUCUAGGAGAAAUCGGAAAAGUGAGUAACACCAUAGACUAGGAAUCUUUGAGUGCUAAAACAUUGCUUUGAAGUAUCUACGAGUUGAAAAAGUUUUUCGAAAAUGUUGGAGAGACGAAAAACACUGUACUGUCCGCUGUAUGAACCUUUGGAUACGACUUUGAUUCCAUGGCCUGGAAUGAAGUACGCAUGCGUCAGAGUUCUAGAACUCUAUGGAAAGGUGUUCGACCAGGCUGAGCUAUGCGAACUCAUUGUCAGGAAGACGUGUAACUCGUGCAAGUGCCCGCGGGAGGACCACGAGGUGUACCACGAUGAGUGGAUCAACGUGCAGGAGAGACUCGGCUUCAAGCCAUCCCAGGAUCCCGAGAAGAGGAACUCGAGAGAUCGGUGUCUGCAGGAAGGCUACUCCUGGGUCCCUCCUGGUCUGUCGUCCAGGAAGAUAGAGCAAUACUUCUGGCAACUACCGGAGAGCAAAGUGCCGAAAGUGGGUUCGCCGGGGGAGCAGUACAGACGCAGGCAGAUCAUGCUGCAGCUGCCCAAACAGGACUUGGCGCUGGCCUACUGCAAGCACCUCGACUCGGCGCAUCACUCCUCCUUCCAGGACUUCAUCAACGCCAGGAAUGAGAUCGCGCUCGACAUCGCUUACGUCAAAGAAGCGCCUACUGCACUUCGGUGUCCGGAAUGUUCGGAGAUGCUGAAGGAGGACGACGUAGGGGUGCUGGCGCCGAAGCUGGGCAGCCAGGUGAUGUGGCACCCGGCCUGCUUCGUGUGCAGCACGUGUAAACAGCUGCUGGUCGACCUGACCUACUGUGCCCACGACCAGGCUCUCUACUGCGAGCGCCACUACGCCGAGCAGCUCAAGCCCCGCUGUGCGGCUUGCGAGGAGUUGAUUUUCAGCGGCGAAUACACGAAAGCGAUGAACAAGGACUGGCACAGCGGUCACUUCUGCUGCUGGCAGUGCGACGAAUCGCUGACGGGACAACGCUACGUGCUGCGGGAUGACCAUCCCUACUGCAUCAAGUGCUACGAGUCCGUCUUCGCCAACCCCUGCGAACAGUGCAACAAGACUAUCGGCAUCGAUUCUAAGGAUCUGUCGUACAAGGACAAGCACUGGCACGAGGCGUGCUUCCUGUGCAACAAGUGCCAGGUGUCGCUGGUCGACAAGCAGUUCGGCUCCAAGGGCGAAAAGAUCUACUGCGGCAACUGCUACGACACGCAGUUCGCAUCCCGCUGCGACGGCUGCACGCAGAUAUUCAGAGCCGUUGAAACAACCGAAACGCAAACCAACAUGGCGACCGACGUGCUGAGUAGCAAACUGACCGGACUGAAACUGACGACGAAGACGGUGGGUGAGGAACGGAUAAAGGAGGCGAAGAGGAAGAACGAGGAUGUGGCGAUGUUGACGACUUUCAUGCCGGGCCAGGAGUACAAACACUUCAACUGCGCCCUGGGCAAAGAGUGCUUGCUGGCUGAUCCCAAACGAGCUCCAGCAGGCACAAAAAAGAUGGAGUACAAGACGCGCCAGUGGCACGAGCAGUGCUUCUGUUGCUGCGUCUGCAAAUCGCCCAUCGGCACCAAGAGCUUCAUCCCGCGCGAACAGGAGAUCUACUGCGCCACCUGCUACGAGGAGAAAUUCGCCACUCGCUGCGUCAAGUGCAACAAGAUAAUCACAUCAGGUGGCGUGACAUACAAGAACGAGCCGUGGCACAGAGAGUGCUUCACGUGCACCAAUUGCAGCCUCUCUCUGGCCGGACAGCGGUUCACAUCACGUGACGAGAAGCCAUACUGCGCCGACUGCUUCGGCGAACUGUUCGCCAAGAGAUGCACCAGCUGUUGCAAGCCUAUCACUGGAAUUGGCGGCACAAGAUUCAUUUCGUUCGAAGACCGUCACUGGCACAAUGACUGCUUCAUCUGCGCCAUGUGCAAGAACUCUCUGGUCGGUCGUGGAUUCAUCACCGACGGCGAUGACAUCAUCUGCCCCGAUUGCGCCAAGACAAAACUCAUGUAAAAGCAGCCGCUGAAGUAUACAUCACUCACGCAUUUCAAUUAUUAUCAGUUAGUAAUAAAUAUGAAUAUCCACCUCUAACACUUAGAACAACACUGCAAUGAAAAUCAUUGUCAGUAUCACCUUAGUUGGUUUGGUUAGGUGAGGUUAGGUUGGUCUAACAAAACAGCACAUGCCAACAACAUAAGUCAUCAAAACACUAGCUACUUGUCAUCGCAUUCUAUCAUCAGUUAGUUAGAAACCGGAAAAUCCACCUUUAUCAUGUAGAAAAUACUGCAGAAGAUAUCACAAUUGAUUCAAUUAUUUUAGGGUAGGUUGGGUUAUAUCAGGCUAGUACCUUCAAAGCUUGCAUAAUUAUGAGUGCCGAAGGCAGGAUAUUUUCACAACAUUACAUUGCAGCUACUACAAUAUUAUUAUAGAGGAAAUAAUUUAAUAUGGAAUAAUCAUUUUCUUAGAUAACCAAGCUAUUUGUAAUGUGAUAAAUGGGUCCUAGCCCAACCUACAAAGUUACAAGUCUGUAGGAAUUUAGUCAAUAAAGUAGCUAGUAAAUCCUAUUUUUGGACUACAAAUACAAAAACUCAUAUUAAUUUUAGCCUUUCAAUAGUAGAUGAAAUAGUUUGAAUUCAGUGAAAAAUUGAGUGCUUCAAAACUCAACAGAUUUUCAACUCAGAAAAAUCGCACCAAAACAUCCAAUUAACAAAACUAACUUAUUAAUAAAUUAUUAUAUGGUAGACCAAGUUUAUAAUAAAAAUUAUAGCUAAUGACGUUAUACAAUAAAAUGUAUACAAAAAUAAUUUACCUAUUCCCAGUUUCAAAAACUGGUUGUAUGAUUUAUUUAUUCUUCUAUUUUAAUAUUUCCAUUUAGGGCUUCCAGGCUAAUCCAUGUUAGUGUUCCCUUAUAAUUUAUGUAACAAUAUUUAUAUUAUGAAUAUUGUUACUGUAUAGAAUUUAAGAUUCAAAUUUGUUGAUUUAUUGUUGGUGAAGUUUAUAUUGGUUGAAGAACAAUCAAAUUGAAUCUAACAUAUUUAUUGUUCAAUUUAAAUUAUAAUAUUUAUUGUAAUUAUCAUAGUCAUUAACAUCGAUCAUUGGCAUUUUCUUUCUAUGUGAUAAUUCAUAAAUUAUAUAUCUGAGGGACAAAUUUACCCUUGAAAUAUCAUCUAUUUGUUAUGAAGUCUAACAAUUUAUUAUCAAAUAUUAUAUCUCAUCUCAUCCUAAUCCAUGACUAUUAAUAAGAUCAUUGUAUAUUUUUAUUAUUAAAUAAUCUAUUAUUUAUUUCGUAGGUUUAACUAAUUUUAAGUGUUAUAUAUUUCGUAUAAUAUAACUUUAAUGCUUUAUACUUGGAAAUGCAACAAAUAAACUAGACUACAAUUUGAUUGAUAUUAAAUCAUGAAAUGUCUAUGUAUACCGGAUUACUAGUACCUAGUUACAUUUUGGAAUAAUAUCAACUUUAGGUAUUUUAUUAUUUUUGAAAAUCGUUCAAAAUUAUAAUAAAACGCUUCAGAUGCCAUAAAAUCAUAUUCAUGAUUUCUUGAGUCUUAAUAUCGCUGUAGUAAAUAUGUUCUGUUACACUUUUAGGGUCAAGUGGCCCAUUAACUUACUCAUAAGUCACUAGUUCCAUUUUUCCAAUUGUUACAGUGACAUUUGAUACAAAAGUAUUGCUCAUUAUCAAAGAAAAUUUUGUUUUGAGAUGAAAUUCAAAGCUUGAAAGUUACUUUACUUGGAUAUUGAACAGAAUUGAAAAAUAAAAUAUUUUUAUAUGAUUUGAUGUUAGAAUAAUCAUAUAGCUUCUAUGUAAAAUCUAAAAUAAAAUAACUCUUCAAUAUUAUAGGAGCAAGAUGAUCAAUAUAUUCUCUUGGGUGCUUCUACUAUUUGUAUUUGGUGCUAAGCUUAUAACAAAUGUAUUUUCAAUGUGUUUUCUGGUAAUUUCUCUUGUUCAAACUUCAAUACAAAUUGAAAAAGCAUUUUACUUCCAGUUCUGAAUGAAUGUAUGCUAUUACCUACCUAUUUAUAUUAAUGACAUUGUCAUAGAGUAAAGAAAAUAUAAUAGUCUAAAUCGAGUAAUGAGGGAAUCGAUUUUUGCAAGGAAUUUAAAACUUAAAUAUCAAUCAAAUAUAUAAUUUUAGGUUUAUUAAGUCACUGUGAAACAUUAAAUUGAUCAAAUUUCACAUGAAAAGUCUAAAAAAGUAAUUUAUUCUAUGUAAAAUGUAACCAUAAGUUGAAUAACCGAAUACAACCCAUAUCACAUUUUGAAAAUUGUCACAAAAUUAUAUAUUCUCCCUUUGUUCUUAAGGCCUAGUUUACCUUUAAAUAAUUGAAGACAAUUAAGCUUUCUUUAAAUGAAUCGUUUAAUAUAUAAAUUCACGCCUUACUCAAGUCAAAAAAGAAAUAUCAAUGGAUAAUUAUUUUAUAAAAUAUUCAACGAUCAAAUUAGUAUAAGCUGUUUGAAUCUAGUACUAGCAACUCUCUAGUAAAUAUUGUGGCCUUAAACUGUAGUGAAUUCAAUCAAAAUUAUAUAUACAGCAGUGUUAAAUAUAUAUAUACAAAAUAAAUUUUAAUAUCUAAUGUGAUCAUUUGUAACAGAAUAGACCAAAUUAUUAAGAGAUUAUAAAGUGAAUUGGAUUCCUUUUUUAAUAACUAUGGAAAUUUCUAAUUCGUGUAUAAUACAACAAAGCGUUUUAUGCUUGGAUAUUGGUAUCCCAGACAACAAUAUUUUGUAAAACGAAUAAGAUUAUAAUAUUUCGGCUUUCAGUAAUUAUCUAUUUGUAAGUCUAUUAAAGAAAGCAUUGAACAAAGCAGCCUAUGAACAAGAAAGGGAUUAUCCGAGCUUAAUAUAACCACUAAUGAAGCGGCUAAUAAUUAAGAGAAUUGGAGGCAAUUUUUCUAACAAAAAAUUCUAAAGUCACUGCUGUAUUAGCUUUAAACUAGAGGAGUGUAUUAUGUGUACUCACCUUGAUUAUUUUUAUAAUGGUAUUACUUAUAAUCAUGUACCGUACCGUAAUACUACUUGGUAUAGAAGAUUGUAAUCAUUGCAAAAAUCAAAUUGAUUUUAAUCAUUUCUCACAUUCUAUCAUCUUUAUAUAAUAUAUUAUCAUUCUUAAUAUUCAACAUUAUACUUCGUUUUUGAUAGAUCUAUUUUGUAAGCUUGUGACUUAGUGACCUACAGUAGAAGAAAAUUUUAAGCUUUAUACUGUACUAGAUCAAUCAAGCUUACUUGAUAUUUAUUCAAUUGUAGAGUGUUAAGCUUGAGAAAGAAUUUGAAACCCCUCUUCUACAGUAGCCUAUUGAAUCAAAUUUUGGAUACUUCUGAUUCACUGAGCUUAUAUUUUCUAAAUAAUGUCAAAACACAAAAAAAGUUUGGGAUUGUUGCUGACUAAUUUCUAAUUUACUCUUGUAAAUUAUAUGUAAAUAAUGUAUUGAGCGACUAUCAAGUUCUUGUUGUUAAUCCUUCAAAAAACGCAUAGAGAUUAUGAUAACCUAAUAUUUUACGGUAAUAACAUAAUAUAUUUGAAAAUGGGUUAGAAAUAUUAUCAAUCUAUACUUUAUUGACUUCAAAAAUCAGAACAUAUCACCUUUGUUACUGAUCUAGUUCUGCUGCCUUCUCAUUACAUAAAAAAUUAUGUAUUUGAUAAAAAUAACAUAAUCUUGUAUGUCACAAGUUUUUGUAUGAGUCGUGGAUAAUAUUAAAAGAUGUUAUCGAUA